Ophidiomyces ophidiicola is the source of this 1356-nucleotide messenger RNA. RefSeq names its product Methionine aminopeptidase 2 (gene MAP2). The transcript has 7 exons. The coding region runs from base 1 to 1356 and encodes 451 amino acids. NCBI's taxonomy places the organism in Eukaryota, Fungi, Ascomycota, Eurotiomycetes, Onygenales, Onygenaceae. Gene Ontology annotation, biological process: proteolysis. The record is from RefSeq and is a predicted model, not a curated record. Gene Ontology annotation, molecular function: metalloaminopeptidase activity.
AUGGCCGUGCAGGCUCCUCAGGUUGAUACUCUUAGCCUUAACGAGGCUCUUGCCGCCAAAACUCCCGCCAACGGCAACGCUACGCAAGGAACUGGCGGAUCCGCGGAUGCAUCGAAUGACGAUUCCGAUGAUGAUAAAGAGGAUGAUCAGGUGGUAGCGGAGGGUGCUGCUGCUACCGGAGAAAAAAAGAAGAAAAAGAAACCCAAGAAAAAGAAGAAGAAGGGUGUGGCUAAGGUUCAGAGCAACCCUCCCCGUGUCCCCUUGUCGACCCUCUUCCCAAAUAACCAGUAUCCGGAGGGAGAAAUUGUCGAAUAUAAAGAUGAGAACGCUUAUCGUACGACAAACGAGGAGAAGAGAUAUCUCGAUCGUAUGAAUAGCGAUGCCAUCAAUGACUUCCGCAAGGGUGCGGAAAUCCAUCGACAGGUUCGCCAGUAUGCACAGAGAGAGCUUCUAAAGCCCGGCAAGACUUUGACCGAAAUUGCAGAGGGUAUUGAGGAUAGUGUUCGCUCCUUGACGGGACAUAUGGGUCUUGAGGAUGGUGAUAGUUUGGUUGCCGGCAUGGGAUUCCCUACUGGGUUGAAUAUCAACCAUAUCGCUGCCCAUUACUCUCCAAAUGCUGGAAAUAAAACCGUCCUUCAGCAGGGCGACGUCAUGAAGGUGGACAUUGGUGUUCAUAUCAAUGGAAGAAUUGUUGAUAGCGCAUUUACUAUUGCUUUUGACCCAGUUUAUGACAAUUUGUUGGAAGCGGUGAAAGAUGCCACCAACACUGGUAUCAGAGAAGCAGGUAUUGAUGUCAGAAUGAGUGAUAUCGGAGCUGCUAUUCAGGAAGCAAUGGAAGCUUACGAGGUUGAGAUCAAUGGCACCACUUACCCCGUGAAAGCCAUUCGAAACCUCAAUGGUCACACAAUUGGCCAUUAUCUUAUCCAUGGCGGAAGCGUUGGAAAGAGUGUUCCUAUAGUCAAGGGUGGUGACCAGACGAAGAUGGAGGAGGGUGAAACCUACGCCGUCGAAACCUUUGGAAGUACUGGAAAGGGAUACGUGAGAGAUGAUCUGGAAACUUCUCAUUAUGGCAAAGUUCCCGAUGCUCCAAACGUGCCACUUCGUUUGUCUUCCGCAAAGAAUCUAUUGAACGUUAUUACGAAAAAUUUUUCCACUUUGCCGUUCUGUCGCCGAUACCUUGAUCGGCUCGGCCUGGACAAAUACCUUCUUGGGUUAAACAACCUAGUAUCCUCAGGCCUUGUGGAAGCUUAUCCACCUCUAGUCGAUGUGAAAGGCUCCUAUACCGCUCAAUUUGAGCAUACAUUCUUGCUUCGGCCAACUGUGAAGGAAGUCUUCACCAGAGGAGACGACUAUUAA